Messenger RNA from Bufo bufo (common toad), 2340 nucleotides. It is a transcript of the gene CAVIN2, whose product is annotated as caveolae associated protein 2. Bases 267 to 1586 code for a protein of 439 amino acids. The transcript has 3 exons. NCBI's taxonomy places the organism in Eukaryota, Metazoa, Chordata, Amphibia, Anura, Bufonidae. The record is from RefSeq and is a predicted model, not a curated record. Gene Ontology annotation, cellular component: caveola; cytoplasm. Gene Ontology annotation, molecular function: protein kinase C binding.
ACACACCCCUGGAUCUGAAAAGUUUGGAAAAUUCACAUUUCACCUCCCACUGGGUGGAGCAGGGCUUAAAAGAGAAGCUGGAAUGUAGUUUCUGGCAGUGUUUUGCUGCAGACUUGUGUGUUAUAGUACCCUAUCAAAGCAAACACUAAUCAAAGGAGAAGAGAGAACAACUGCUACUUUAACAAAAAGUUCAUAAGAAAUAUCAUAAGAAAACACAAGAGAAAAGUGAGGCAGCUGCUCGGCAGAAAUUGUGAACAUCUGUGAACAUGGAAGAAGAUACAAUUCAAAUAGAGAAGAACAACGAAGAGUUUCAGAAAAGUGGUGAUCAUGAGAGCCAGGAGUUGGUGGUGCCCAGCCACAGCCCUGCAGAGUCACCCAGCUCUAGUCCAACACCACAGCAACUAGCAGCAGACUCCAUCAAAGACAGUAAUCAAGUCAACGCCAUCACAGUUCUCACCCUGCUGGAUAAACUGGUGAACAUGCUGGAUUCAGUGAAAGAAAACCAGCACAAAAUGGAAAAGAGGCAGAUUGACAUAGAAAAUUCAGUAAAAGGUAUCCAAAAUGAUAUUACCAAACUAUCAAAAAGUCAUACAUCGACCAGCAACACAGUCAGUAAACUUUUGGAGAAAUCUCGCAAAGUCAGCGCCAACAUGAGAGACGUCAAGGAUCGUAUGGAUAAGCAGACUGUGCAGGUGAAGAAGCUGGAGAGCAACCACAAUCAGCUCUUGAGAAGAAACAAUUUCAAAGUAUUGAUCUUCCAGGGACCUUAUUCCAGAUCCAAUGGACAUCAUGCCAACUCCAGCAACAUUCUGAGUGAGGAAGAAAAUGAAAUCCCUGCAAGUGUAUUUGUGAAAGAACCAACACCUGUACCUAGUAUAACAGAAGGUCCAGAAGAACCUACUGACCCUAAUAAGUCUCAGGAAGAGACCAUGCAUACAAUCGACCUUUCUUCAGAUGAUGAAAUUAAUCAUGAGGAUGAUGGUCAUGAUGACAGUGUCGAUGAAAAAUUAGAGCCAAGCAGAGCUGAGAAAAUGAAAAGAUCCAGUCUGAAGAAAGUAGACAGUCUGAAGAAAGCAUUUUCACGUCAAAAUAUCGAAAAGAAAAUGAAUAAGAUCAGCACGAAAAUAGUGUCCCCAGAAAGAAGAGAAAAAAUUAAAAAGUCUUUCACCCAAUCAGAAAAAAAAUCCUCAAAAAGUUCAUCAAUCAAAGUUCCAAUAGGUUUUAGUGUGGAGAAAUCCAGUGAUGACCAAGUUCUUACAGAGGGUGAGGAGAAAUCUCCUAGUCAAGCUGAAGGAGAAAAGGCUGUAAAUGGUCAGGAUGACAGCCCAAUGGAUAAAAUACCUUCCGAGGUACUUCCUGAUGAGGAAGUAAAAACAACUGAAAUCUCAAUAGAUAAAGAACCUACACCAGCAGAUGAGAGGAAAAACAUUGAGUUGUCUAUUGUUGAAGAUGACGAAGAACAUGAUAUAGACUUUGAAAGUGAGAAUCCAUUUAGCACUGAGUACAAGCCAAAGCCUGGAGAAUUAGAAGAAUCAUAUGAAGCACCUACACAAUCAACUGCUCUACAAAUAAACCAAACUGCAUAAAAGCUGUCUCAUUAUGCAGUCAUCUGGUUAAAAGUGAUUUUACACAUAAAUAUGUGAAUCCAAUACAUAAAAUAUUAUAUGUAUUUAUGUAAACAUAACAUGUUAAGAGUUUAGAUGGGAGCAAUAUUUUUAGGUAAAUAACCCUGCCCAUUACCCAGUAGACUAAUGAACAUCGGAAGAUAUUUUUUGGAAUAAAUAAUUUUUGGCAUUUGAAAAUUAGAAAAUACCAUUUUACAUAAAAUACCACUUAUACAUUUUGGAAACAUCUGUCUAUCUAUCUAUCUAUCUAUCUAUCUAUCUAUCUAUCUAUCUAUCUAUCCAUCUAUCCAUCCUAUAAACAUUUAUUCCAUAACAUACGUUGCAAGGUUGGUCAUAAUUGUGCUACUAAAUAUUUCUUAAUACACUUCAGGGGCCUAUAAAGGAAGUAAAAACAAAAAGUAUACACACAUUAUGUAGACUGAGUGACCUAAUAAAUUAAUUAUGGUAGUUUACUUAGACGAGGAUAUGGGACCAAUGUUUUAGGGAACAGCACUACUCCUAAUGUUACUAUAUUAAUACUAACAAAAUAUACCAUUAAUGAAAUUAUGAUUUUAUAUAUAUAUAUAUAUAUAUAUAGAUAUAUAUAGAGAGGUAUACAAUAUUAUCAAGUAAAGUUCUUAAUCUCCAGUUAUUAUUUAACUUUUUUUUUCCCGUAGUUUUACUUUCUUCCUUUUUUAGCAUAUUCUAGUUUCUUUUAUAGGCAAUUAUCUGGAAU